This is a messenger RNA of Diaporthe amygdali, 1191 nucleotides long. RefSeq names its product splicing factor 3b subunit 4. The record is from RefSeq and is a predicted model, not a curated record. Lineage: Eukaryota; Fungi; Ascomycota; Sordariomycetes; Diaporthales; Diaporthaceae. Bases 1 to 1191 code for a protein of 396 amino acids. The transcript has 2 exons. Gene Ontology annotation, molecular function: RNA binding. Gene Ontology annotation, cellular component: U12-type spliceosomal complex; nucleolus. Gene Ontology annotation, biological process: positive regulation of mRNA splicing, via spliceosome.
AUGGCCAAGCACUGGGAGCAGAACAAGGACGCCACCGUCUACGUGGGCAACCUUGACGAGCGCGUCAGCGAGGGCAACCUGUGGGAGCUGAUGACGCAGAUGGGCCCCGUCUACAACGUGCACAUGCCCAUGGACCGCGUGUCGCGCACGCACCAGGGCUACGGCUUCGUCGAGUUCGACACGCCCGAGAGCGCCGACUACGCGUCCAAGGUGCUCAACGGCAUCCGCCUGCACCAGAAGCCCAUCCGCGUCAACAAGGCCAGCGCCGACAAGCAGAAGCCAACCGACAUCGGCGCCGAGCUGUUCGUCAACAACCUCGACCAGCAGGUCGACGAGAAGAUCCUCUUCGACACCUUCUCGCAGUUCGGCACCCUCGUCGCCCCGCCCACCGUCAUCCGCGACCAGAACAACCUGUCCAAGGGCUACGGCUUCGUCUCCUAUGACUCCUUCGAGGCUUCCGACGCCGCCAGGGAGACCAUGAGCGGCCAGUACCUCCUCAGCAAGCAGAUCACCGUCGAGUACGCCUACAAGAAGGACGGCAAGGGCGAGCGCCACGGCGACGAGGCCGAGCGGAAGCUCGCCGCGGAGGGCAAGAAGCACAACGUCGUCCCGGAGCAGCAGCCCCUGCCGCCCGCCUUCCUCAUGUCCGCCGCCUCCUCCGCCCCAGGCACGGCAGCAAACGGCGCAGCCCCGCCCACUCCAGUCACCCCGUACGGCGCCGACGCGCCCGCCGUACCCCCGCCAGGCCCAACGCCAUCGCCCGGCAUGCCACCCAUGGGAAUGCCCGGCGGCUUCGCGCCCCCUGUACCCCCUGUCGCGGCUGCCGCGCCAGGCGGUCCCGGCAUGCCGCCCAGGUUCGACCCAGGCCACGCCGGGCUGCCUCAUCAACCUCCCAUGGUGCCGCCAGGAUUCGGGCGCGGCGCGAGCAACCUGCCCCCUGCGGUGCCCGGCCUGCCUGCCCGGCCGCCGGUGCCGUCUGUCGGAUUCGGUGGUAUGGCCAGCGAUUUCCAUCCCGGCCGCCCCGGCGCGCCCCCAGGCGCCGGUGGUCCUCCUGGCUUCGGCGUGGCCCCUCCUGCUGGAUUUGGGGCCCCCAAUGGCACCCCACCACCGCCACCUGGGUUCAUGCCUCCGCCUGCUGGGUUCGGCGGUCCACCGCCCGGGCAGGCGCCGCCUGGGUUCGGUCGGCGUUGA